Messenger RNA from Artibeus jamaicensis (Jamaican fruit-eating bat), 987 nucleotides. It is a transcript of the gene DLX2, whose product is annotated as distal-less homeobox 2. The transcript is spliced from 3 exons. NCBI's taxonomy places the organism in Eukaryota, Metazoa, Chordata, Mammalia, Chiroptera, Phyllostomidae. Gene Ontology annotation, molecular function: RNA polymerase II cis-regulatory region sequence-specific DNA binding; DNA-binding transcription factor activity, RNA polymerase II-specific. Gene Ontology annotation, biological process: negative regulation of transcription by RNA polymerase II; embryo development; cell differentiation. The coding region runs from base 1 to 987 and encodes 328 amino acids. The record is from RefSeq and is a predicted model, not a curated record.
AUGACUGGAGUCUUUGACAGUCUGGUGGCUGAUAUGCACUCGACCCAGAUUACGGCCUCCAGCACGUACCACCAGCACCAGCAGCCCCCAAGCGGUGGUGGCGCUGGCCCGGGCAGCAGCAACGUCAGCAGCCUCCACAAGCCUCAGGAGUCGCCGACCCUCCCGGUGUCCACGGCUACCGACAGCAGCUACUACACCAACCAGCAGCACCCGGCGGGUGGAGGCGGCGGUGGGGGCUCGCCCUACGCGCACAUGGGUUCCUACCAAUACCACGCCAGCGGCCUCAACAACGUCCCUUAUUCCGCCAAGAGUGGCUACGACCUGGGAUACACCGCCGCCUACACCUCCUACGCACCCUAUGGGACCAGUUCGUCCCCGGCCAACAACGAACCUGAGAAAGAGGACCUCGAGCCUGAAAUUCGGAUAGUGAACGGGAAGCCAAAGAAAGUCCGGAAACCCCGCACCAUCUACUCCAGUUUCCAGCUGGCGGCUCUUCAGCGGCGUUUCCAAAAGACCCAGUACCUGGCGCUGCCCGAGCGAGCCGAGCUGGCCGCGUCUCUGGGCCUCACCCAGACUCAGGUCAAAAUUUGGUUCCAGAACCGCCGAUCCAAAUUCAAGAAGAUGUGGAAAAGCGGUGAGAUCCCCACGGAGCAGCACCCUGGGGCCAGCGCCUCGCCACCCUGCGCUUCGCCGCCCGUCUCGGCGCCGGCCUCCUGGGACUUCGGCGCGCCUCAGCGGAUGGGGGGCGGCGGCGGCCCAGGCAGCGGAGGCAGCGGCGCGGGCAGCUCCGGCUCCAGCCCGAGCAGCGCGGCCUCGGCUUUCCUGGGCAACUACCCGUGGUACCACCAGACCUCGGGCUCCGCCUCACACCUGCAGGCCGCUGCGCCGCUGCUGCACCCGGCGCAGACUCAGCAGCCACACCACCACCACCACCACCACCACCACGGCGGCGGGGGCGCCCCAGUGAGCGCCGGCACGAUUUUCUAA